GCGUCAUUUCUUGUACAUGAUAAAUAAAUUUACGAAGAAGUAACGCCUUGUCUCCCAACAAUCCCAGGGGUUAGGUGCUGCGUGAUAUAUCUUAGUUUAGAUUGCUGAUGGGAUUUUAGGUCAUCCUGUCCAAGUAUCAAUGUCUUGCCCACAGGACGCUGCAGCGCAGUUAUCUUUAACAAAUUAUGAACUCCUCAAGAAAUUUGGACAUUCAAGGCAGCAGCAUGAAUAUUGAGCCAGUUCAAGAGAAAUAUGUGGAUUUCAAAACUUCAUCUGGCAUUACAGAAAAUGAAUCCAUGGUUGGACCAGUCAUUCCCUCUUUUGACUUGGAAGCAGCCAAUAUUAAAAUAACUGAAGAAAAUAUGAUGUCAAAUGGAGCUGGGAGUUUAAAGGACAUUCAGUUGGGUUUGCAGAUAUCUUUCAAAAAUGGUGCAAGCGGUCACUCUCCUGGAAAACCUCAUAAGUGCCAGUACUGUGGCAAGUCAUUUCGGGAUAAACAAACUUGUGUGGGUCAUGAAAGCAUUCACACUGGUGAGAAACUGUUCAAAUGCAGAUAUUGUGAUAAGACAUAUACUCUCAAAGCCAAUUGCUUACAACACGAAAAAACUCAUGCUUCAGAUAAGCCAUUUAAAUGCCAACACUGUGAGAAAGCAUUUGUAGAGAAGACUCAUCUGCUGACACAUGAAAGGUUUCACACUGGAGAAAAACCAUACAAAUGUCAGAAUUGUGAAAAAGCCUUUGCUGUCAAAAGUAAUCUGAUGCGUCAUGAAGUAAUUCACACUGGAGAGAAACCAUUCAUAUGCCAAUACUGUGAUAAGUCUUUUAGCAGAAAAAACAGCUGUAUACAGCAUGAAAGAACUCACACUGGGGAGAAACCGUACAACUGCAAGUAUUGUGAAAAGACAUUUGCCGUCAAGGGCAAUUGUUCACUGCAUGAAAGGAACCACACAGGGGAGAAGCCAUACAAAUGCCAGUUCUGCAAUAAGCCAUUUAAAGAAAGAACUGAUUGUCUGAGACAUGAAAGAAUUCACACUGGAGAAAAACCAUAUAAAUGUAAUAAAUGUGAAAAAUCUUUUCGCCUCAAAAGUCAAAUAACAAAUCAUGAAAAAACCCACACUGGGGAGAAACCAUUCAAGUGUCAGUACUGUGAGAAAAGGUUUUCAUGGAAAGACAGCUGUACUAAACAUGAGUUACUUCACACAACAAGAGAAACUUACAAAUGCCAGUACUGUGAAAAGAUAUUUUUCAAAAAAAGGGAUUACAUUGUUCAUGAAGGUACAGUUCACUCUCACAGUUUAAUUUUACCAAAUUCCACAGAUAACUACAAAGAAAGCAGCAAUAUGACAAGACAUUUGGAAGUCAGGCUUUCCAACCAUACCAGCAAACUGGAAAAACCUAAAAAAAUCUCUGCAAUAAAAAGCAUUCUACAAAAUGGAGCUGGAAGCUUGGCAGAUGUUCAGUUGAAUCGCCAAACACAAUUCGCUCAGAACGAGGCUGUGGAACAGAGAUUUGAGGAAGACCGUGGAGAUGACAUGGCUACCACUGUAAAAGUAGAGCCCAUGGAUGAUGAUUUUGAGAAUGCCCAAACUUUAAAUGAGGGAGUUGACCCUGAACAACUGGAACACAACUUAGGUCAUGAUAAAACUAAGAUUAAUGGUGUAAAGGUGGGAUCAGUUGGCUACUUUGCCAACUCCUUAAAGCAUAAAAACUCAGACAAAACAACCCAUCAAAAAAAUAUGUCUAAAAAUGGUGAGAUCAUGGUGAAUUAUGAGACAUUCUCCAGUCAGAUUGGUGACCAUAGCACAGAGAACAGUGAAGCAUUGCACACUAGUGUUAAAGUUGAGCCAGUUGAUCCUUCUGACCAUAGCAUGACAGUGGAAAUAUCAAACAAGAAUGAUGCUCAAGAGAGCGUUUUGGAAAACGGAGCUCAGAAUUUGUCAGAUAUGCCUUUGAAUUGUCAGAUCACGACUGAUCAAAUUAGCAGUAAGCAACAGGGAAUGAUUAAAUGUCAGAACUGUGGUAAAAUAUACAUAGGUGAUAAAAUUGCAUGUAAACAUAAGGUACCAGCUGAAGAAAAAAAUUUUUGCCAAUAUUGCAAAUUGACAUUGGCUAAGGAUUGGCUAAUAGAUUGUCUUUUGAAGGAGUGAAUUUGCAGGCAAAUUAGAGACUGUCGUUGUAUAAAGACUUUAACAGAACAGUAUUUUCAGGUGUAUAUCACAUUCCAGAGACAGUAGUAAGACAAAGCUUUUGCCAUGAAAGGAGCACUUUAAUUAACUACAAGAGGACUCAUACUGAUGAAACACCUUGUUAAAACAUGCCGGCACUGUUACAAGGCAUAUAGAUUUAAAGGUAACUGUGUGGAUCACGAAAAAAAUUAACACUGGUGAAAUACCUUAUCAUGUCAAUACAGUAAUUUAUUUUUUAAAAAUAUAUGUAGAGGGUAUUCAUGACAGUCAUCAUAGUAUACAACUUCAGGGCAUCUAGUGUAGCAGACAGUAUUGAUAAGUGCAAUUUAUGAUAUUUCUUUUGUCAAAGAAGUGGUGUUUUAAUUGAA
This is a messenger RNA of Lingula anatina, 2554 nucleotides long. RefSeq lists its product as uncharacterized. The record is from RefSeq and is a predicted model, not a curated record. NCBI's taxonomy places the organism in Eukaryota, Metazoa, Brachiopoda, Lingulata, Lingulida, Lingulidae.